AAUCACCGAAAACCAAUAACCAUAACACCUCCCAAAUUCCCAAUUAGGGUUCCAACUUCCAUGGCUCUUUUACGAUCAUACAAAAAAUUGACCAACCCCAAUCUUGUUCCACUCUCAAAAUCCCUUUCACCUUCACCAGGUUCAAAUCUUGAGCAUCAUCACUCCAUACACACAUUCCAACUCACCCAAAUACCAUAUGGGUUUCCAAAAAUUCACACAGACGCCGAAACUAUCUGCAAAGUCUUAUCAAACACUCGUGAUUCCACCGUCGACACCUCUCUCCGCAAUGUGCCGGUGACGGCGUCGCCGGAGCUGGUGGUUGAGGUUUUGAACAGGCUCAACAAUGCGGGUCUACUCGCGCUUUCGUUCUUUCGUUGGGCAGAGAAACAGGAAGGGUUCAAACACACCACAGAGAGCUUCCAUGCUUCGAUCGAGGCAUUGGGUAAGAUUAGACAGUUCAAGAUGAUUUGGACUUUGGUGGAUGACAUGAAUCGCCGAAAGUUGCUUACUGGUAACACUUUUUCCCUCGUUGCUCGAAGAUACGCAAGAGCAAAGAAGGUCGACGAAGCAGUGGAGACGUUUGAAAAGAUGGAAAAGUAUGGUUUGAAUCCCCAAGUGUUGGAUUUCAAUAGGUUGAUUGAUGUUUUGUGCGAAUCCAGGUUUGUUGAGAAAGCACAAGAGGUGUUUGAUAAAAUGCGGCAAUUAGGGCUAACGCCUGAUGUUAAGUCCUACACCAUUUUGUUAGAAGGGUGGAGUCAGCAGCAAAACUUGUUGAGGGUCGAUGAGGUGUGUAGGGAGAUGAAGGAUGAGGGUUUUGAGCUUGAUGUUGUUGCUUAUUGUAUAAUUAUUAGUGCAUAUUGUAAGGCUAAGAAAUAUGACAAGGCCAUUGGGUUCUAUCAUGAGAUGCAAGCAAAGGGUACGAGGCCUAGUCCCCAUAUAUAUUCUACUUUGAUUAGUGGUUUGGGUUCUGACAAGAGAUUGCAUGAAGCUCUUGAAUUCUUUGAAAAAUCUAAGGCUAGUGGUUUUGCACCCGACGCUCACACCUACAAUGCUGUUGUUGGGGCUUAUUGUCACUCAAUGCAGAUAGAUGAUGCGUAUAGGAUGGUUGAUGAGAUGAAGAAAUAUGGGAUUGGUCCGAAUUCUAGAACGUGUGACAUAAUAAUUCAUCACCUAAUAAAGGCUCGCAGAAUUGAACAAGCUUGCUUGGUUUUUGAGAGGAUGAGUGAUGAGUGGGGGUGUGAGCCAAGUGUCAGCACGUAUGAGAUCAUGGUUAGAAUGUUUUGUAAUGAAGAGCGAUUGGAUACUGCAAUGGCAGUUUGGGAUCAGAUGAAAGCCAAGGGACUCCUUCCUAGAAUGAAUAUGUUCUCCAAGUUAAUCAUUGCCUUGUGCCAUGAAAAUAAGUUAGAUGAAGCCUGUAAAUACUUUCAACAAAUGUUGGAUGCGGGCAUGCGGCCACUACCUUCCAAAAUGUUUAGUACCUUUAAGUAUGCUCUAAUUAAUUCUGGGAUGGAGAAUACUGCCAGAUAUUUCGUUUUGAAAAUUCAUAAUUUGAGAGAUAUGCAUUGA
Messenger RNA from Abrus precatorius (Indian licorice), 1566 nucleotides. RefSeq names its product pentatricopeptide repeat-containing protein At1g71060, mitochondrial-like. Bases 61 to 1566 code for a protein of 501 amino acids. Lineage: Eukaryota; Viridiplantae; Streptophyta; Magnoliopsida; Fabales; Fabaceae. Gene Ontology annotation, molecular function: protein binding. The record is from RefSeq and is a predicted model, not a curated record. The transcript has a single exon.